Molecule: messenger RNA, 1936 nt
Organism: Anopheles nili
Lineage: Eukaryota; Metazoa; Arthropoda; Insecta; Diptera; Culicidae
Gene: Rep
Product: rab proteins geranylgeranyltransferase component A
Exons: 3
Coding region: 55-1809 (584 amino acids)
Biological process (GO): small GTPase-mediated signal transduction; intracellular protein transport; vesicle-mediated transport
Cellular component (GO): nucleus; cytoplasm; cytosol
Molecular function (GO): GDP-dissociation inhibitor activity
Source: RefSeq, a predicted model, not a curated record
UUCUCGGCUUCGACUGAGGUUGUUUGCCUAACAAAGAAAAUAUCUUUAAUCAUAAUGGAAGAAGACCUUCCCAAUUCAUUUGAUGUAAUUGUCAUUGGUACUGGAUUAACGGAAUCCAUCGUAGCAGCCGCUGCGAGUCGAAUUGGCAAAACAGUUCUGCAUCUGGACACCAAUGACUACUACGGUGGUUACUGGGCUUCGUUCAACCUUGAAUCAUUCCGAAAAUAUAUGUUGCUCAAAGAGCACAACAGCGAACGUGAAGAUAAAACGGUACUGACAGGGAUCAAUAAUUUUCUUCCCUUGUGCUCACAUUCAACAAUCGUACGAAAUGGAAAAGAAAAAUGGUUCAAUUUCGACGAAAACGGUGAUGUAGAUGGAUGGAAUCAAACACGAAUUGAACAGGAGUUUCGUAGGUUCAAUAUCGAUCUCACUCCGAAACUACUCUAUGCUCGGGGCUCCAUGGUGGAAUUGUUGAUAUCAUCCAAUAUAUGUCGCUAUACUGAAUUUCGUGCACUAGAUCGAGUCGCCACAAUCUGGGAUGGCAGGAUCAUGACAGUUCCAUGCUCCCGUUCAGAUGUUUUUAUCAGCAAGGAUGUAAAUGUGAUUGAAAAACGGCUUCUAAUGAAGUUCCUUCAAAGCUGUACUUCGUACGAUGAAACCGUCGAUACCACCAUCCUACAAGACGAUAUAGAUCGAAAAACAUUUUUGGAACACUUGCAAAGUCACAAAUUAACGCCGAAUCUUAUCCAUUAUGUGCUAUACGCUAUUGCUAUGGGAAAUGACCGUACUCCGUGUCGUGAAGGAUUAGCAGCAGUGAAGAAAUUUUUGAUGAGCCUCGGACACUACGGAAACAGUCCAUUCCUUUUUCCUGUGUACGGUUGUGGCGAAAUACCGCAAUGUUUCUGUCGGCUUUGUGCCGUUUUUGGUGGAAUUUAUUGUCUAAGUAAAGCAGUUAAAGGUAUUAAUUUUGAAACCACUGAGAACGGGAUAAAAUACGAAUCGGUCAAUUGUGAAGAGCAAACUAUCAGGUCGAAGUACUUGAUAGUAGGACAAGGUUACUUAUCACGAGAAAUGUUCAUAAAUAGCACGACUACUGCACGUGAAACGCAAAAAAUAUGCGGUAUGCUUGCUCGUGCAGUGAUAUUGACCAAUGUGCCUUUAGGUGGAACAUCUCAGAAUACUGGUGGCGGAGGUGUGGCAAUAUUAAAACUGCCUCCCACGAACAAUCAUAAAGAUGGAGCUACCAUACUUCAGAUGUCUCACACUAGUGGAACAUGUCCAAAAGACAUUUAUCUGAUUCAUGUAACGACUAUAGCUGUAACAGAAAAUCCUGAAGCAGAUCUAAGACCAUAUAUUUCACAAAUCCUUAGCGAUGAUUUUCCAUCACCGAAUGAAGAAAGUGUACAAAAGGAAAAUACUACUUCAACCAUACUUUAUGAAGCUUAUUUCAACAUUCCCAAUUGCGGUUUUUGUACUGAAACUAAGGUUUCGCUUCCAUCUGGCAUGCAUCUAUCAUGUGGACCCUACCACGAACUUGACUAUGACGAUAGUAUAUUACAAGCUAAAAGCAUUUUCAAUGAAUUGUAUCCUGAAGAACUCUUCCUUCCGCGGGCUCCAGAUCCGGAAGAAAUUAUUAUUGAAGAGGAAGAACCAGCAAUAGAGCAAUCAUAUACAUUGAAAGACAAUACCAGCGACUCCGUCGAUAGUACCAAUGUUUGUCGUGAAACAGAAAUAGACACUGUAUUGGCUCAGGAAGCAAAGGAAGAUUCAAUUGAUAAAGCGGAAGAGUGUGUUGAAAAGAUAAAAUGAAAAAAUCCUAAGAAUGUAGAAGCAAAACUGCCAGCUAUACACAAUAGAUGAAUUUAUAUGCUUAUGGCUUUUGCUGCAUCAUCGCGAAUGCUCAAAUAAAGUGUGCGUUUUGGCAUUGUGCAAUAAA